Molecule: messenger RNA, 909 nt
Organism: Hevea brasiliensis (rubber tree)
Lineage: Eukaryota; Viridiplantae; Streptophyta; Magnoliopsida; Malpighiales; Euphorbiaceae
Product: hevamine-A-like
Biological process (GO): carbohydrate metabolic process
Cellular component (GO): extracellular region
Molecular function (GO): chitinase activity
Source: RefSeq, a predicted model, not a curated record
AUGGCUUUUAUGGCUGAUCUUCAAAGGGCUCUCCAAAAAUUGUCAAUUCUCACACUAGUAUUGCUAGUGCUAGCAGCAGGUUCUGAUGCUGGUGGAAUAGCUAUCUACUGGGGUCAGAAUGGAAAUGAGGGGACCUUGGCAGAGACUUGUGCCACAGGUAACUAUGAUUAUGUGAACAUAGCUUUUCCGUCAUCUUUUGGCAAUGGUCAGACUCCCACAAUAAACCAUGCUGGUCAUUGCAGUCCGGACAGUAAUGGCUGCACAGGGUUGAGUUCUGAUAUAAAAUCAUGUCAGUCCAAAGAUGUUAAAGUGAUACUUUCUAUUGGAGGAGGUGCCGGCAGUUACUCUCUAGCCUCUGUUGAUGAUGCUAGGCGAGUUGCGACGUACCUCUGGAACAACUUUUUGGGUGGAAAAUCUUCAUCUCGUCCUCUUGGCCCUGCUGUUCUUGAUGGAAUUGACUUUGACAUUGAAGGAGGAGCAUACCUGUACUGGGAUGAUCUUGCAAGGUACCUUUCAGCAUAUAGCAAAAAAGGAAAGAAAGUGUACUUGACUGUAGCUCCUCAGUGUCCAUUCCCUGAUUAUUGGGUAGGAAAUGCACUGAAGACUGGUCUUUUUGAUUAUUUUUGGGUUCAAUUCUACAACAAUCCUCCUUGCCAAUACUCCUCUGGUGAUGUUACUAAUCCUGAAGAUGCUUGGAAGCAAUGGAGUUCAGACAUUCCAGCCAACAAGAUUUUCUUGGGUUUACCUGCAUCUCCUGAAACAGCAGGAAGUGGCUUCAUUCCUGUACCUGAUCUAACUUCCAAUAUGCUUCCAGCAAUCAAGGGAUCUGCUAAGUAUGGAGGAGUGAUGCUAUUCCAGUACUACGACGACCAAAGUGGAUAUAGCUCUUCCAUCAAGAGCCACGUCUAG